AUGCUUCUACGUGGUUCAGGAUUCAACAAAUCACUUCGAACAUGUUUAUGUAUAAUACAACCGAUGAGUAGUACGGCGAAGGCCGAUCUCCCUCCACUUGCAGAAGCUCUAAAACGUGGCCCCGAUCAACGAGAUAUCAGUCAAAUGGAUUUGCUCGAGGAAAGAAUCAAAAGACGGACAGAAACGCGAGAAUUGAACAUUGGUGGUGUUGCACAAAAAUGGAAUUAUCGUUCGGAAAUAGUGAAUAAACAUGGAUUGGACAACAAUCACCGUUAUAUUUGGCUGACAUAUUCAGCCAUUAUUUUAUUCGGUUUUGGUGCUUUUGUUUGGGUGAAAUCGAAUGUAGUAAUGGGCAGACAAGAAGAAAUGAAGGCGAGAGAAGAAAUACGCAAAAGUCUAAAGCUUUCUGGAACGGACCGAAAAAAGAUUGGUGUUAUCGAAGAA
This is a messenger RNA of Mesorhabditis belari, 444 nucleotides long. The record is from the annotation of a GenBank genome assembly. NCBI's taxonomy places the organism in Eukaryota, Metazoa, Nematoda, Chromadorea, Rhabditida, Rhabditidae.